Striga hermonthica is the source of this 2451-nucleotide messenger RNA. The record is from the annotation of a GenBank genome assembly. Lineage: Eukaryota; Viridiplantae; Streptophyta; Magnoliopsida; Lamiales; Orobanchaceae.
AUGGCUAUGGUGGCACAGCAUCACAGAGAGAGCAAUAGUGGGAGUCUAAAUAAGCAUCUUGAUGCCGCCGGAAAAUAUGUGCGGUACACGGCUGAGCAGGUGGAGGCCCUGGAGAGGGUUUACACCGAGUGCCCCAAGCCCAGCUCACUCCGCCGCCAGCAGCUGAUCCGUGAGUGCCCUAUUCUUUCCAAUGUCGAGCCCAAGCAGAUCAAAGUCUGGUUUCAAAAUCGAAGGUGCCGAGAGAAGCAAAGAAAAGAAUCUAGCAGACUGCAGAGUGUGAACCGAAAACUGACGGCCAUGAACAAGCUGUUGAUGGAGGAAAAUGAUCGCCUCCAGAAGCAAGUGUCACAACUGGUUUGCGAAAACGGGUUCAUGCGGCAACAAGUGCACACCGCACCUGGGGCUGAUGCAAGUUGCGAGUCGGCAGUCACGACCCCUCAGCAUUCACUUAGGGACGCCAAUAACCCUGCUGGACUCCUCUCAAUUGCAGAGGACACAUUGGCCGAGUUCCUUUCAAAGGCUACAGGAACUGCUGUCGAUUGGGUUCAGAUGCCUGGGAUGAAGCCUGGUCCGGGUUCGGUUGGGAUCUUUGCCAUCUCACAUAGUAGUACCGGAGUGGCCGCUCGUGCCUGUGGUCUUGUAAGUUUAGAACCUACAAAGAUUGUUGAGAUCCUUAAAGAUCGUCCGUCUUGGUUCCGUGACUGCCGGAGCCUCGAGGUUUUCACCAUGUUUCCUGCUGGAAAUGGAGGAACUAUUGAACUUUUGUAUACACAGGCAUAUGCUGCAACGACUUUGGCUCCCGCACGAGACUUUUGGACUCUGAGAUACACGACUACCUUAGAAAAUGGCAGUCUUGUGGUAUGUGAGAGGUCACUUUCUGGUACCGGGGCUGGUCCAAGUGCGGCUGCAGCUUCUCAGUUUGUGAGAGGAGAAGUACUUCCAUCCGGAUAUUUGGUGAGGCCGUGUGAAGGGGGAGGAUCCAUUAUUCACAUUGUUGACCACCUUAACCUUGAGGCACUUAAAUAUAUAAGGCAGAUAGCCCAGGAGACAAGUGGCGAAGUUGUAUAUAGUCUGGGCAGGCAACCUGCCGUCCUACGUACUUUCAGCCAGAGGUUGACCAGAGGCUUUAAUGAUGCUCUUAAUGGGUUCCAUGACGAUGGGUGGUCAUUGCUGAACUGUGAUGAUGGCGGAGAGGAUGUUAUAGUUGCUGUUAAUUCGGUUAAACACAUGGCGGGUGGUUCGGUUAAUCUUUCUAUGUUUGGAGGCGUGCUCUGUGCUAAAGCAUCCAUGCUCCUUCAGAAUGUGCCUGCAGCUGUGCUUGUUCGGUUUUUAAGGGAGCACCGUUCAGAGUGGGCAGACUUUAACGUGGAUGCUUAUGCAGCUGCAUCUUUGAAGAACUCGUACAUGUAUCCAGGAAUGAGGCCUACUCGAUUUACGGGUAGUCAAAUUAUCAUGCCAUUGGGUCACACAAUCGAACACGAAGAGAUGCUUGAAGUUAUCCGGUUGGAAGGACAUUCAGUCAGCCACGAGGAAGCUUUUAUGUCUAGGGACAUUCAUCUUCUGCAGAUGUGCCGAGGUAUUGAUGAUAAUGCAGUGGGGGAGUGCUCUGAGCUUGUUUUUGCGCCAAUUGAUGAGAUGUUUCCGGAUGAUGCUCAUUUGCUUCCUUCUGGUUUCCGCGUUAUUCCCCUCGAUUCAAAACCAGGUGAGUUACAGGACCCAUCGGCUUCACACAAAACACUAGAUUUGGCAUCAAGCCUUGAAGUGGGCCCCACAACUAGCAAUAGUGCCAAAAACAAUGCAGCAUCAUCAUCGUCUUACAGCCCGCGCGCGAUAUUGACCAUUGUGUUCCAAUUCCCGUUUGAGAACAAUUUGCAAGACAACGUGGCCUCCAUGGCCCGCCAAUAUGUUCGUAGUGUAAUUUCGUCUGUACAGAGAGUUGCCAUGGCUGUAUCUCCUUCUGGAUUGGGCCCUGCAGCCGAUCCUAAAGUUUCUCCACCUUCCCCUGAAGCCUUGACACUCGCGCAUUGGAUUUGCCAAAGCUAUAGCUAUCAUUCGGGUGCUGAUCUGCUAGGGGCUGAGUCCACAAGUGGUGAAGGAUUACUAAAAUCACUCUGGCACCACCAAGAUGCCAUCUUAUGCUGCUCGUUGAAGGCUGUGCCCGUAUUUUCGUUUGCAAACCAGGCUGGGCUUGAUAUGCUUGAGACGACGCUUGUUGCACUGCAAGACAUCACUUUGGAUAAGAUAUUUGAUGAUUCUGGACGAAAGGCAUUGUUUUCGGAGUUGGCCAAGAUCAUGCAGCAGGGCUUUGCUCACUUGCCCGGUGGCAUCUGCGUGUCGACAAUGGGCCGGCACAUUUCAUACGAUCAAGCCAUUGUGUGGAAAGUUUUUGGGGCGGACGAAAACACGGCACAUUGCCUGGCCUUCUCCUUUGUGAAUUGGUCCUUUGUUUGA